Messenger RNA from Frieseomelitta varia, 529 nucleotides. RefSeq names its product protein kish-A (gene ksh). Gene Ontology annotation, biological process: protein secretion; intracellular transport. The coding region runs from base 142 to 366 and encodes 74 amino acids. The transcript has 3 exons. The record is from RefSeq and is a predicted model, not a curated record. Lineage: Eukaryota; Metazoa; Arthropoda; Insecta; Hymenoptera; Apidae.
UAGUUUCUCUUUUCGCGCGUUGCGUAUUCACCUUGUGUCAUGGCAGAAAGUGUUGAUGUUCAUACGUCAAAGCGUGUGUGAGCUCGUUCAAAUUUCGUACAACAAUUUUACGAAACAGUACAUCAUCACUCGCAAAUCGUAAUGUCUGCCCUAUUUAAUUUUCAGAGCUUGCUGACGGUUAUUUUGUUAUUGAUAUGUACCUGUACUUAUGUUAGAUCCAUUGUGCCCAGUUUAUUGGACAGCCGGUUAGGAAAAGUUGGUUUUCAAGGUACUCUUUGGAAGUGUGCUAGGAUUGGCGAGAGAAAAAGUCCAUACGUGGCAGUGGGUUGCCUUAUUAUGGCUUUCAAUAUCUUAUUUUGGUCCUGAAAUUCACAUAGGGUAUACAAAUUACUAGAAAAGGAAAAGCUAUUUUAAUCAAUUGCAUGUAAUUUUUUUCUAUCGAUUAUAAAUGUAAUGAAUUUUAAUGUAAACAAGCCUAAGCUUAAUACGAAAUGAAGGGAAAUAAUUAACAUCUCUGCUAUCUGCGUUA